Molecule: messenger RNA, 1445 nt
Organism: Quercus lobata
Lineage: Eukaryota; Viridiplantae; Streptophyta; Magnoliopsida; Fagales; Fagaceae
Product: transcription factor MYC2-like
Exons: 3
Coding region: 123-1331 (402 amino acids)
Biological process (GO): regulation of DNA-templated transcription
Cellular component (GO): nucleus
Molecular function (GO): transcription cis-regulatory region binding; DNA-binding transcription factor activity
Source: RefSeq, a predicted model, not a curated record
AGUCAACAAACAGUCCAGGUUCUCCUUCAAAACUAUCAAUUCAAUCUGAAUAUAACAAUCAGCUUCAAGCUGCACUCCAGAAGCUAAUCGAGGAGGUUCGCCACAGUUGGACCUACGCCAUCAUGUGGAGUUCAUCGUACGACCAUUCUGGCAUGCCCAUUUUGCGAUGGGCUGAUGGAUACUACAAAGGCAACAAUGAUUACGACGUGGAAACCAACGACAGGACUGAGAAGCCAUUGUCAGUGGUGUUAGAGGAACAAGAGAUCCUAGCUUCUGCUACGGAUGAAGAAGAUGUUACCAAUACCGAGUGGUUCUUCUUGAAGUCGAAGACGCAGUGCUUCUUGAACGGCAGUGGCCUCCCAGGCCAAGCUUUUGUCACUUCGAGAUUGGUUUGGGUGGCUGGGUUGGACCAUCUAGCGACCUCGACGUGCAACCGGGCACGAAUGGGUCUGGCUUCCGGGCUCCAAACCAUGGUUUGGUUACCCUCGGCAAAUGGUAUCGUGGAAUUGGGCUCGACUAUGCUAAUUUUCCAAAGCACCGAUAUGAUCAACAAGGAGAUCGUGAUGGGGAAACCUAAUCAACUGAGAGGUGGAGAGCAUGAUGUAUUAACUCAGGAUGAUAGUUUUGAAGAGAUUUAUCAAAUACUUGCCACUCUGCCACCAAUGACUGAGAAGCAUCAAGCUUGUGCGUCUGAGCAACAAACUCAGGGUGGAGCCUCCCCCACGCUUCUUCCUACUCCAAGAGAUAUAAUCUUGGUUUUGUUCAAGCGAUUUCGUCAGCUAAGCCCACCUGGGUUUAGAGGAACAACUAACCCAUUUAAGGCUGAGGAAUGGAUAAAGAAGAUGGAAAAUAUUUUCAAUACCAUAGGGUGCAUUGAUGAUCAACGUGUAACAUUUGCUACAUUCAUGUUAGAGGGAGAGGAGGUUAACCGAUGGUGGGAAUAUGAACAAAGAUUGAUGAAUGAGGCAGGGGCACAAGUAACGUGGGAGGCAUUCUCAAAGGCAUUUUAUGAUCAUUACUUUCCUGAUAGUAUUCGAGAUCAGUUAGAGUCAAAAUUUCUUAAACUCAUACAAGGGAGCAAGACAGUUAAAGAAUAUGAGAUGAAAUUCUUAGAGCUAGUACGAUAUGCCCCUCAUGUUGCAGAAGAUGAGGAUAGUAAAUGUCGUAGGUUUUAUGAGGGUUUGAGGAAAGACAUUAGGUCACAAAUUAUUCCCUCCAUGUUAAGGGAUUUCACUGUGCUAAUUGAACAAGCUAAGGUGGUAGAGAAAAAUUGUGAUCAUACGCAGGUUCGUGAGUCAAAAAGAAUGAGAUUUGCACGUACUUUACAAUGAGGAGGCCAAAAUGGGAGACAACAUUGUAGUGAUGGGAUCUGCUGAGCGGUGACAGACACUUGUCACAUUUGUAAAAGGGCUCACCCCUGCAAUGUCUAUUAUACACGCAGUACA